ACAGAUUAAUGCAAUGGCCAAUAAAGCAGCAGGAAAAGGUUAUGAAAAUGAGAGUUUCUAUGAAAACAUCAAAUUCCAGUUUUUUGGGAUAGAAAAUAUCCAUGUUAUGAGAAGUAGUCUAAAUAAACUAAUAGAAGUAUCUGAGUUGAAGAUCCCCUCAAUGAAUGCGUUUUUGACUGGCUUAGAAUCUAGUGGCUGGCUCAAGCAUGUUCGAAGUAUCAUAGAAACUGCAGUGUUUAUUGCUAAG
This is a messenger RNA of Limulus polyphemus (Atlantic horseshoe crab), 247 nucleotides long. RefSeq names its product myotubularin-related protein 8-like. The record is from RefSeq and is a predicted model, not a curated record. NCBI's taxonomy places the organism in Eukaryota, Metazoa, Arthropoda, Merostomata, Xiphosura, Limulidae. The annotation marks the transcript as partial. The transcript has 2 exons.